Molecule: messenger RNA, 3333 nt
Organism: Musca vetustissima
Lineage: Eukaryota; Metazoa; Arthropoda; Insecta; Diptera; Muscidae
Product: zinc finger protein 91-like
Exons: 7
Coding region: 1-3333 (1110 amino acids)
Cellular component (GO): nucleus
Molecular function (GO): zinc ion binding
Source: RefSeq, a predicted model, not a curated record
AUGGCCAAUAUGGUGGAAGAAGACGACAGCAUAUCGAUAUGUCGAGUUUGCAUGAAUGCCGAUCCUAAUCUGUAUCCUAUAUUUGAAGUACAAACAGGCUUUGAAAACUCUAUAGCUGAGAUAUUGACUGAGUGUACAAAGUAUCCGGUGGAACGUAAUGAUAAAUUGCCCACAAGGGUUUGCCUUAACUGUAGGGAGACGGCCCGUAGUGCCCACAAUUUUAAGCGGCAAACUGAGGAGGCAUAUUGUAGACUAAAAUCGCUAUAUGAUAUCAAUUGGGCGACACAACAACAGAAGGAUGGGAUUAACAAGGAGACGCCCACAGUCCCCACCACUACCACAGGCCCGAAUAUUGUCAAUAACAGUACUAGUAGCUGUGACAGCAACAGAAUAGCACAUAAGUAUACACAAACGGAAAAAAGUACGGUAUUCCAGUGUGAGUCCUGUCCAUUGAAAUUUUUUGUGGAACAUGAAUUGCGUCAACAUCGGGCCUCAACACACAUAUACGAUGGUAAAAAGUGCCGAGUCUGUGGAGAGAAAUUCAAUCAUUUGGGCCAGCUAAAGGUGCACUUGUCAACGGCACAUCCCGAUGAGGGUAUACGUUGUGAUUUCAAAUGCUACAUCUGUGCGCGAGAGUUUACGCGAAAGGAUCAUUUGAAACGGCAUUUGAUUAAGGUCCAUAAGAUCAAGGAUGACAAAUUAAAUAUUUCCAAGAUAUCUCUGGAUGAGCCUGAAAUACAAAUCAAUGCUUCAGACAAUCAGGCAACCACCACCACUCUUAACAAUUACAGUAGUCACUGGCCGGAUUAUUGUAACGAAGAUGAUGAAGCUGAUGCAUCGACAAGUCAAAAUGAAACGGCCGAAACAGCAAUUAAUCCCUUCUCAAGUGAUGAUGAGGCAAAUGAUCCGAACAAUUUCAAUAAUAUGAACGAUGAGGAUGUUAAAAAUUUUGUAGAAAAUUUCCCACAACCUGAAAUAUCAAUAAAAGUUGAACAUACCGAUGAUAAUAAUGAUGUCAUUAAAACGGAAAGACUAAUAAAAUUACAUGAAGAUGGUCAAUUGGAAGAUACAAAACCCACAGUGCAGGUUCUGGAAUCACAAAAACCAGAAUUAUUUGAGGGAAAACGUGAACCUGGACAUAUUGAUAAUGAUGAUGAAGACGAUUUUCAUUACUUUGGCGAUGAUCAUCAUAGUGAUGAUGAUAAUAGCAGUAGUGAUGAUGAUGAAGAUUUCAAACAUGAAAAUUCAGCGACCACUACGAAUAAAGUAAGAAAACCACGACGCCGUCAUGGUUCCACAAAUCCCGAAGAUAAUCGCUGUAAAGAAUGUAAUCGUACAUUUACCCGCUACAAUCAUUUGCUCCGUCACAUGCUGUCGCAUAGCAAUGAAAAGCCACACAUUUGUAAAUUUUGUAGUAAAGGAUUCACCCGUUCCGAUCACUUGCAGAAGCACAUACAAAGUAUUCAUGCGGAAAAGAAUUUCAAAUGUGACCGCUGUGACAAUGCCUAUGGACGAAAAGAUCAUCUAAUGCGUCACAUUGAGACGCGACACAAUAAAAAUCCUUCCGCCCCGAAGCCGCAAUAUGAAUGUGAUAUGUGUGAAAAGAAAUUUACAACAAAAACUUAUUUGGUAAAGCACAAGUUGUUGCAUACUGAUCGUCUCUAUGCCUGUAAACAUUGUCCGGAAACGUUCACCGAAAAGGAACAAAUGAAGGAACAUCAGAAAAAGGAACACACACAACCGAGGAAUUUUCUUUGCAGUAUAUGUGGAGAUUCAUUUCAACGUAACGAGUAUCUGAAAAUUCACAUGCGGCGCCAUACUGGCGAAAAACCAUACAAAUGUCGAUUUUGUGAAAAAGGUUUUCCACGUAGUACGGAUUUGAAAAUGCAUGAAAGGUAUCACAUUGGUCUCAAACCAAAUCUCUGCAAUUUAUGCGGCAAAGGCUUCCAUCGUCCCUAUAAUCUAACCAUACACAUGCGCACCCACACCGGUGAGAAACCCUACAAAUGCAAUCAAUGUCCCCAAGCCUUUGCCCAAAGCAACGAUUUGAAGGCCCACAUACGCAGACACACCGGUGAACGUUUUCGCUGUGAUAUUUGUAGUGCUGCAUUCCUACAACGUUACGGGCUUAAUGCCCAUUUGAGGACAGUACAUGGCAUUGUUGUUACAUCGUUUACGGGACGUUUACGUAAAGCUGAACCUGGUGAGGUACAAGGUGGGACCAAUGUUUCAGCUGAUGAUAUGCUAUCUGGUGAGGAACAAAUGCAAGCAACGGAACCAUUGCCCCAGAAAACAAUAGCAAACACAACAACAACAGCAAUGCAACAACAACAUAUAGAUAAUUCAUCAACACCGCCAUUAUAUUUGGGCCAACACAUUUUAAAUCCGAUGACUGCUCCUCUAGGUUUGGCAGUGGCGCAUGCGGCAGCAACAUCUAUGGAUGCAACCAUUUUGCCACCACCACAUCCACCUCCCCCCACACAAAUGCAUAGUACAAAAAAUUCAAAUAUCCAAACUGAAUAUGAAAACGAAACGGAAAACAUUGUAUCACAAUCUAAUGAACAGCAUAGCUUUACAAAUGAAUCUAUGGACUAUAUGGAUUCCAAUAGUUAUUAUGAUGAAAAUAAUGUUGGAUUUAUGGAUUCGUAUAGCCACCAACACGAUGACAAUGAUGAUGAAGAGGCCUACGAAGAUGAUGACAAUGAAAAGAAAAACCAACAACAUUUUGAUCCAACAACUGGUAUAAUGACGAAAAAACAAGAACGUCUAUAUAGAGAAUUAUAUAGUCAUUUAUUAGAUGAACCAGACGGAUCCUCCGAAAACCCAACACCCCAACGCAUCUUUACACGUAAUCCAUCUACGAAUUUAUUUCAUUGUGAUAUGUGUUCAUUGCAAUUUAAACUUCUGCGUAACAUAAAGCGGCACAUGUUAACACACACCGAUUUACGACCAUUCCAAUGCGAGUUCUGUGAAAAGUCCUUCAAGCGGAAGGAUAUUCUACAGAAACAUUUACGUGAUGUCCAUCGUGACCCCGCCACAAAUUGCUAUCAUUGUGACCUGUGUUCAUUGCAAUUUAAAAUGCAACGUAACAUAAAACGUCACAUGUUAACACACACCGAUUUGCGGCCAUUCGAAUGCCAGCUCUGUGAAAAGACAUUCAAACGUAAGGAUAAUCUACAGAAACAUUUACGUGAUGUACAUUCGGAGAAACAUUUCGAGUGCAGUGAUUGUGAUAAGAAAUUUGGCACCUAUAAACAGUUGGACAGACACUUGGAAACGGGGCGUCAUAAAGCUAUGGCGAAUACCAAAACGAAAAUAAGAAAAUAUGAAUGA